Mus pahari (shrew mouse) is the source of this 477-nucleotide messenger RNA. RefSeq names its product chromobox 3 (gene Cbx3). Gene Ontology annotation, biological process: negative regulation of transcription by RNA polymerase II; chromatin organization. NCBI's taxonomy places the organism in Eukaryota, Metazoa, Chordata, Mammalia, Rodentia, Muridae. Gene Ontology annotation, molecular function: chromatin binding. Gene Ontology annotation, cellular component: pericentric heterochromatin. The transcript is spliced from 5 exons. The annotation marks the transcript as partial. The record is from RefSeq and is a predicted model, not a curated record.
GGGUGGGGGACGGGCUCCCGGCGCGGGAAUGGAGCUGAGAAGGGGCUCUUCUCGAAGGAGAGCGGCCGUGAAGGAGCUCUUCAAGUCUCCGAUUAAAUUUAAAAAAUGGCCUCCAAUAAAACUACAUUGCAAAAAAUGGGAAAGAAACAAAAUGGAAAGAGUAAAAAAGUUGAAGAGGCAGAGCCUGAAGAAUUUGUGGUAGAAAAAGUACUGGACCGUCGUGUAGUGAAUGGGAAGGUGGAGUAUUUCCUGAAGUGGAAGGGGUUCACAGAUGCUGAUAAUACUUGGGAACCAGAAGAAAAUUUAGAUUGUCCAGAAUUAAUUGAAGCAUUUCUUAAUUCUCAAAAAGCUGGUAAAGAAAAAGAUGGUACAAAAAGGAAAUCUUUAUCUGACAGUGAAUCUGAUGAUAGCAAAUCGAAGAAGAAGAGAGAUGCUGCUGACAAACCAAGGGGCUUUGCCAGAGGUCUUGAUCCUGAA